ACUGCAAUUUCGAUACAAACGAAGCCGCCAGCCUGCUAGCUUCCAUAGACUCUUUCUUUCAUUCAUUCUUUCUUUUCUCCGUUUCUCUCAUUUUCAUCUCUCACGUACUUGCGUCCUCCUCCUCUAAACUUCCGCCAAAUACAAGGGCGAUCUCCCCAACGCUUUAUACUUACAUCGCUGGACGGACUAUAACCAUUUUCCUUCCAACGCCUUCUAUUCGUCCUUGUAAUCUCAUCAUUCUUUCUCUCGAACACUCGUUUGUUUUUUGGUUCACUGAACAGCGAUCGAAACAGUAGAAUGGCUCAUGUGGUGGCGACCCAGCCAAUUCAGAGUUCGUUGGCCAACCCUACCUCUGGAUCUCUGCAAACCCAAGUGGAGAAGCUCAAGCCCCCCUCUGCCUUUCCUGCGAAACUGCUGCCCCGUGUUCAAAGGGACAGCCGCCCAGCCGCCCGCACUAUUGCUAUCCCCGUCAUUGCCAGAAGAUCUGCAGGCCUCGACUCUCAAGUCCUUCCCUUCACUCCCGAAGACUCCCACAAGACAGAAGAGCAUAUUCAACCCUUGCAUGAGAUUCAGCAAUUUGGUGACACAUCACUUGGCAUGUGGUCUAAGCCUAUAGUAAGACGCAAGACAAAAAUUGUUUGCACAAUUGGUCCCUCCACCAACACUAGGGAAAUGAUAUGGAAGUUGGCUGAGGCUGGGAUGAAUGUUGCUCGUCUGAACAUGUCCCACGGAGACCAUGCAUCUCAUCAAAAAGUAAUUGACUUGGUUAAAGAAUACAAUGCCCAAGCAAAGGACAACGUCAUUGCCAUUAUGCUUGAUACUAAGGGUCCAGAGGUUAGGAGUGGUGAUUUGCCCCAGCCAAUCAUGUUACAACCUGGACAGGAGUUCACCUUUACAAUCAAGAGAGGGGUGGGAACUGCUGAUUGUGUUAGUGUUAACUACGACGAUUUUGUCAAUGACGUUGAAGUAGGGGACAUGCUUCUUGUUGAUGGGGGCAUGAUGUCACUGCUGGUAACAUCCAAGACAGAAGAUUCAGUGAAAUGUGAAGUUGUUGAUGGUGGAGAGCUUAAAUCCAGGCGGCAUCUAAACGUUCGGGGAAAAAGUGCUACACUUCCAUCAAUUACUGAAAAGGACUGGGAUGACAUCAAGUUUGGAGUAGACAAUAAAGUAGAUUUCUAUGCUGUCUCCUUUGUCAAGGAUGCUGCAGUGGUCCAUGAAUUGAAGAAUUAUCUCCAAAGCUCUGGUGCAGAUAUUCACGUGAUUGUAAAGAUUGAAAGUGCUGACUCUAUACCAAACUUGCACUCAAUUAUUACUGCAUCUGAUGGGGCAAUGGUUGCAAGAGGAGAUCUCGGUGCUGAGUUGCCAAUUGAGGAGGUUCCCCUGUUGCAGGAAGAAAUAAUCAGGAUAUGCCGUAGUAUGGGGAAAGCUGUUAUCGUGGCAACAAAUAUGCUUGAAAGCAUGAUUGUUCACCCGACACCUACCCGAGCUGAGGUAUCAGAUAUUGCCAUUGCUGUUAGAGAGGGUGCCGAUGCAGUUAUGCUCUCUGGAGAAACAGCUCAUGGAAAGUUUCCUUUGAAAGCAGUAAAGGUCAUGCACACUGUUUCAUUGCGCACUGAAGCAACCAUGGUUGGUGGAGAAAGACCGCAUAAUCUGGGUCAAGCUUUCAAGAAACACAUGAGUGAAAUGUUUGCAUUCCAUGCAACAAUGAUGUCCAACACCCUCGGAACCUCAAUCGUUGUCUUUACCAGGACUGGUUUCAUGGCUAUCCUUCUAAGCCAUUACCGGCCUUCUGGCACCAUAUUUGCGUUUACGAAUGAGAAGAGAGUACAACAGAGGUUGGCUUUGUACCAAGGUGUUUGUCCCAUUUACAUGGAGUUCAUGGAUGAAGCUGAGACGACCUUCUCUAAUGCAUUGACUUUGUUGCAGAAACAAGGAAUGGUGAAGGCAGGAGAACAAGUAGCUCUUGUACAGAGUGGUACGCAACCAAUCUGGCGGUUGCAUUCCACUCAUAACAUUCAGGUCAGGAAAGUUUAGAUUGGAUAAAGGAGAUAUCAUGGGAUGACUCGUACGAGAAGCAUGACUUCACUUAGGGAAGAUUGCGAUGUACCAGUCAUCAUCUGCUGGCGCCGUAACUUUGUUCUAAAUGUGCAUUAGACUCCUUUUAUUUGUUACUUAUAUUUUUCUCUUCUCCUGCCCCUUGUAUUUUUCCGUUUCCUUUUACCAGUCCUUGCCGAUUCCUCUAUAAAGAACCCCCAAAUGGUUGCUUGUAAUCUGUUGUUAGCAAGUUUCUUCAAGCUUGUAAUGGAUUUAUAGAUUUAAGAUGGAUGCUAUGAACUUUUUAAUCCAUGAAAUAUUUUUUUUCCGA
Coffea eugenioides is the source of this 2365-nucleotide messenger RNA. Its product is annotated as plastidial pyruvate kinase 2. Gene Ontology annotation, biological process: glycolytic process. Bases 298 to 2034 code for a protein of 578 amino acids. The record is from RefSeq and is a predicted model, not a curated record. Gene Ontology annotation, cellular component: chloroplast stroma; cytoplasm. NCBI's taxonomy places the organism in Eukaryota, Viridiplantae, Streptophyta, Magnoliopsida, Gentianales, Rubiaceae. The transcript has 12 exons. Gene Ontology annotation, molecular function: potassium ion binding; pyruvate kinase activity; magnesium ion binding.